AUGCUGCGAAUGAGCCAGGAUGCAAACAGUUCAGCUCAACUGGCCUUGACACUGGAGAAUGAGCUUGCUGCACUGCAGAAAAUGGCUAGAAAAACAGCUGGAGAACUGGAUGAGAAAAGAAAGAAAGCAGCAGAAGACAAUGCAGCUGCAAAGUUGAUUGUUGAUAGUGCAGCAGAAGCUGAAGCUCAUGCCGGUGGUUCCCUUACUGCUGUCACAGCGACACUGAACGCCCUUGAUCGUGUACUCAGCUUAUUAGACCAACCUGUCGAAGGAAAUGAAGAAGCGCUACAAGCUCUAGAGAGCAGCAUGGAAACGGCUCGCAAACAGGUCACUCAGCGCCUUAGGCCGGCUUUACAAGAGCUGGAGAGUUGUCAUUUAAACUUCAAAAACAGAGGAUUCUCAGUCUGGAUAAAGAGAUCCAGCAAACAAUGAUUGACAUCCAAAACCUGAGGGAUAUCAAGAACAGCCUUCCACCAGGGUGCUACAACACAGCUCCUAUUGAAAGACCGUAA
Molecule: messenger RNA, 512 nt
Organism: Staurois parvus
Lineage: Eukaryota; Metazoa; Chordata; Amphibia; Anura; Ranidae
Source: the annotation of a GenBank genome assembly